Elaeis guineensis (African oil palm) is the source of this 2843-nucleotide messenger RNA. Its product is annotated as ubiquitin carboxyl-terminal hydrolase 25. Gene Ontology annotation, cellular component: cytosol; nucleus. The record is from RefSeq and is a predicted model, not a curated record. Lineage: Eukaryota; Viridiplantae; Streptophyta; Magnoliopsida; Arecales; Arecaceae. Gene Ontology annotation, molecular function: cysteine-type deubiquitinase activity. Gene Ontology annotation, biological process: protein deubiquitination.
UACCAAAGACUCCUGGCCCAAAGAUCCCGUCCUUAAAUACGCUACCUACCGAGGGCCGUGGCCUCUUCUUUUCCAUUUCGCUUCCUCGCCCGGACCCGAAGGGGUGGUUAUUAUUACGACUGCGCCCUCUCCCGUCUCGUUUCUCCCCUCCCUCUUUCGCCGCGCGGCGGCACCCGAAGAAGAGAAGAGAAGUGAAGAGAAGACGAGGCGGCGGCGGCAGCAGCGAGGUGGGGAGAACGAGGCGGCCAGAGGAGACGAUGCGAUCGGAUGAGGAGGAGGAGGAGGAGGAAUCCGGCGCCGGGAUCGGAGCAAGAAAGAGAAGAAGGCCAACCACCAGCAGCGGCGGCGGCUUCGGCAACGGCCGGCGGUGGUGAUGGCGUUGCAGAUGACCUGGCAGCAGCGGGGCAUGCAGCGCCGCAAGGCCGGGCCCCCUCUCGGCCUCAAGAACCUCGGCAACACUUGCUACCUCAACAGCGUCCUCCAGUGCCUCACGUAUACUCCUCCCCUCGCCCAAUUCUGCCUCGCCUCUCAACACUCUUCCCUCUGCAAGUCAGUGUUCACGAACCGGGACAAGGAGUGCCCGUUCUGCAUCCUGGAGUGGCAAAUCGCCCGAUCCCUCAGCCUGGACGGGCCCCUCGAGCCGCCCUCCAAGAUCCAGAAAUUCCUCACCCUCUUCGCCGAGCACUUCCGCUGGGGCCGCCAGGAGGACGCCCACGAGUUCCUCCGGUACGUCAUCGACGCCUGCCACAACACCUCCCUCAAGCUCCACAAGCGCCUCGCCGCCAUCUCCGGCAAUGCCCCCAAUGGGAUCCCCAAGCCAGCGGCGGAGCGCUUGGGGGAGGCAGCGGAGGGGGCCGGCACGGUGAUGAUGGAUAUUUUCGGCGGUGCGCUGCUCAGCCAGGUGAAGUGCCUCACCUGCAAGGGGGAGUCCAACAAGACCGACGAGAUCAUGGAUAUCAGCCUCGACCUCUUCCAAAGCAACUCCUUGAAGGAUGCCCUCGCUCGAUUCUUUCAGCCUGAGGUUCUUGACGGCAACAACAAGUAUAGCUGCGGCAAGUGUAAGAAGCUAUCUGUGGCCAGAAAGCAGAUGUUCAUUCUUAGAGCACCUAAUGUACUUGUCAUCCAGCUGAAGAGAUUUGAGGGCAUACAUGGUGGGAAGAUCAAUCGGAACAUUGAAUUCGAGGAGGUUCUACUUCUUUCAAAGUUUAUGUACAAUGCAACUCAGGAUUCGCAGCCUGAAUAUAACCUUUUUGGCAGCAUCGUUCAUUCAGGUUUCUCACCUGAGUCUGGACACUAUUAUGCAUACAUCAAGGAUGCUUUCGGUCGCUGGUAUUGCUGUAAUGAUGCUCAUGUUUCACUUUCAAGCACACAGGAGGUUUUGUCUCAGAAAGUCUAUAUCUUGUUCUAUGUACGCAGUAAUCAAAGCCCACGAUCUAGCAAAACUAGUUCUCCCUGCAAUUUUAUGAAGUCUUUGGAUUCCAAUGGAAGUGGUGUAUUACUAAGCAGUAAGUCUGCGGAGGGUUUGAAGCCUCCGAUAAUAAAGCCAAAUGGGGUUUCUUCUGUUAAAAGUAAUGGUUCCAUUAUGUUGAAGAAUGGUAAGAUAUCACAAAAUCCACAAAUCAAGAACAUUAACUUGAAGAACCUCGGGAUAAAAAGAGCCAUUUCAAAUGGUAAUGACAGCACUGAAGUGUGUAAUAGUGUUUCUGCUCCAAAGGAUUCUAAGGCACCUAAAUGUAGCUCUUCCAAUGAAACUAAAGUUAUGCAUAAGGUUGAGGUGUCAUCAGAACCUUAUAAUAAUGCUGCUGAUGAGAGCAUUUCUUCUAAUUCGGUGACAUAUGGUAGUGCACAGACAUUGUCAGUACCAGAUGGAAAUGGGUGUUUUAGUAUUUCGAAAGUGGAAGUACACAAGGACAAUGGUGUCCAAGGUGUGGAAGCUGUGAGAAAAGAUCUUGAUUGUGACAAUUCAUCCAGCCGCAUGAUUACUAAAUGCCACUCUGGUGUCUCAGCAUUUAAGAGAAAAUCAUGUGAUAGUGACAGAGUUGAAAAUUCAGUACAACAUACCAAACAGUCUAGCAAUUUGUCCAGGGAAGAUGUUUUAUUCAGGACUCGGAGUACAUGUUUUAAAGAGCAGUUUAUAGGGGAACUUGAAAAGUUUAAAGAAGUGCUUGCUAAAGAAGCCCGUUCAGAGCUACAAACAUGUGGUUGGGUUCAUGAAGUGGAUAAUUUCAUGCGCACCAGAAAGAAGUCAUAUUUACAAGCAGCUAUGGAUGAUCAUGUUAAUGGUUCUAUAAAGAGGCACUUGGUACUUGAUGCUAGGAAGACCUUUAACUCCCAAAUUCCAGAAUCAGUAAGAGAGCACUUCAUUAAACGUUUCAAAUCAUUUAGUAAUGGGAAAUUAUUAUGGGACACUUAGUCCCACUGAUGAAGGCUGUCAUAUCAAUUGAAGAGAAGUCCUUAAAUAGGCAUUAAUUUUGCUGUCCUUUGGUUGCUGCUGGACUGGAUGUAUGGUCUGUAUUGUCUUUAUCCAAAAUUCAAUCCCAAUUUUCUUUUGGAAUGCAGAAACUGCUGGAACAUGUGAGAAACCUCAUUGACUUCAUCACUACAUCUGUCAGUGCUAUUUACAUUUUUGAGGCUGAUACUUUUAUUUGCGAGAAGAGAUUGAGUGCAAAGUUACAGUGCUGUGUAAGAUAUCUUUUUUGUCAUGUUGCUGAUGCUCAAUUCAUAGAGGCAGAGUUUCUCUCCUUUUUCCCUUUUCUAAUUCCAACGAGGAUGGAACACAGUAUCUUAAAUAUAAUUACGUUUAUUGAGUUACAUGAACUAUGCAGGUUUUGGCUUAUCUCUAC